CAACAUCGUGUGUCUACUUCACUCUCCCACUCCCUUUCUUUCCCCCUUUAUUUACAUCGUCCUUACUUGUACUGUCACCUUUGUGAACAUAUCUCUGGAAUAUCUCGAUAUUGACCGCGCUUCCUGACCCUUCGGAGUAAUUGCCCGCUCCCUGUUGGCAGCCAACGCACGGUUCAAGUCACCCCUCCUAGUGGCGGUUGUGACGACGUAGCCGUCUCUUAAGACUUUGUCUCAAGUUUCUUGCGACGCUAUUUCUUCCGCUGCAGUCCACUUCAUUAUGGACUCAAUGAGAUCUUUGAACACUUCAUUGCCGAAAUCGACACCCCGACCGCAGCCCCCUGAGCAGCUUCUUCAAUCGUUCAAGGCGGCUGCCCUCUCAGUCACCAACCUCUACAAGAAUGCCGUUUACGAACAAGCUCAAGCCAAGCAGGCAGGCUAUCAAGAAGCCAUUGAGGACCUAUUGCACUUUUUAGAUCGGGAAAACCUCGGGUUGGGUGAUGGAGAGGGGUGGAAGGUUCGCCAGUGGGCCACGGAACGGAGUGAUGGCAUCGGUGCCCAUAGCGACGACGACGAGGUUGAGAAACAAACCAGAGGCACAACUUCUACUGCAACUCGCAAGGCACAGCCCGAAUCUGAAUCGACACGACAGGCAUCCAAGUCAGCAUCUCCAUCAAUCGACGAGCCGAGCGCCCCGCCACCCCAGGCUUCAUCACCACCGUCCUCCCCGCCGUCGUCCGAACCUAGCACCUUCGACAGACCUACGAUCUUUACUUUCACCGCCGGACCAGCCUUCCCACCAGAGCAAGAUAUGGAUAUGCAAGCCUCGGAUAGUUCGACACCCUUGUCUCAAGACGGCGCGCCCGUCAGCGUUUCAGUACUGCCUCGAAAUGGCCGGCAGCAAACCCGUCACAACAACUUCUCACGACCCAACCCUCGAUCAUCCACUCGCGAGUCCUCCGUCGGACUUGGCUCGAAACGCAAGCUCGCAGUGCCGGAUUUCUUCGACCUGUCCGGCCUCGGGAAUCGAGACUUGUUCGGCGGCGGCAAGCGAGGCCGCUUCACCUGAAAGAAUAUUGUAUCGACGAUCAGACGAAGUUCAUAUUCCUAUGGUUACGCAGCGGUUGUUAGUACAUUGAUACUUUUGUUUUUUGUUUACCCUGGUGCAUUUGUGGGAGUAUUGCAUGCGGUCUUCAGGCCACGGUCAUUUUAUCUUUCUUUCCGUUUUCACGCUCAUCCUAUCCUCCACUGUGUUUCCUUUCUUCACAUCCACCUUCAAACACCUUUCAUUUCUCUUUCUUUUUGAUUCAUAAUCAUCGAAUCUAUAGAGGUUAACAGGUUUUGGCGAUACCCGACGAGGCAGCUCGUGUCAAUGCUAAACGUAUAAACAUUUCAUGCACUCAUUCACCAGUGACUCUUAUCAAUCAUAGAGUAGUUG
Molecule: messenger RNA, 1435 nt
Organism: Aspergillus uvarum CBS 121591
Lineage: Eukaryota; Fungi; Ascomycota; Eurotiomycetes; Eurotiales; Aspergillaceae
Exons: 1
Coding region: 278-1066 (262 amino acids)
Source: RefSeq, a predicted model, not a curated record